Messenger RNA from Vollenhovia emeryi, 337 nucleotides. RefSeq lists its product as uncharacterized. The annotation marks the transcript as partial. The record is from RefSeq and is a predicted model, not a curated record. The transcript has a single exon. NCBI's taxonomy places the organism in Eukaryota, Metazoa, Arthropoda, Insecta, Hymenoptera, Formicidae.
AUGGUGGAGAGGGGGUUCACGUUGGCGAUCGUGGCCGAGCCCCACCGCCCCCCCAGGACAGGCAGACCAUUUUGGGCUGUCGAUAAUGGGGCUGCGGGGGACUCGGUCGCGAUACGAUGGCGGUCGGUGCCGGGCGGGCCCGACACGACCGCCAUCACUAGCGGCGAACGGCACGUAGCCGUUCAGUGGGGGCCCAUCGCGGUCGUGGGGGUUUACCUCAGGCCCACCAGGCGCCCUGCCCCGUUUGAGGACUGGCUCUCGGACAUAGGACAGACUGUCCUGAGUCUGAGUCCGAGGCCAGUCAUCGUGGCCGGGGACUUUAACUCGUGGCAUGCGA